Acaulospora morrowiae is the source of this 495-nucleotide messenger RNA. Lineage: Eukaryota; Fungi; Glomeromycota; Glomeromycetes; Diversisporales; Acaulosporaceae. The record is from the annotation of a GenBank genome assembly.
AUGUCCGACGACGAAGGAGCUUCUAAUAACGAACUUCUUUUAGUCGCCGCCAAACAAGACUCAGAAGACAUUCUUGAGGAUAUAUUUAAUCAGCCCGGCACUUUUGAUAUAAAUUACACGGAUAGUAUAGGAAAUACUGCCCUUCAUUACGCAGCUCAAUAUGGUUCUCUUACGGCUGUUGAAUUGCUCUUAGGUCAGUCUGGAAUUAACGUCGAUGCACAGAACCGAUUAGAGCGUGACACUCCGCUGCAUAAGGCAGUCCAAUACAAAGACGAUCCAGCAGUCGCUUACGAAAUUGUAAAGCUAUUGAUUGAUGAGGGUUCGGAUCCAAGACAAAGGCCAGUUCAAUUGGUUGAUUCGGGUAAUCAGGAAUUGAAAGAUUUGCUUCAAAAAGCAACAUUGGCAUUACAAGUGGUAUUUAUUUAUUUCACUGGAUACAUUCCUAUUGUAUCACUCUUUUUUCAAGAUUUACAAGAUUUAUUCCUUUUUACAUAG